UUGUGUUCGCAUCGAAUUCUGAGGUAGUUUUGAGUAGUUUAGUUAACAGUUUAAUUUUAGUGCAUAAAUUUAAAGACAAGUUUCGUUAAUUUUCAUAGAGUGCAUGAUGGCUUCAGAAUUACAGCACAAGAACGUAAAAGACAUAAGAGUGCCUGAACAUAAAUAUUAUAAGUGCUGUAUAGUACCCAUGUGUGGUUCCACAACUGUAACUGCCCCCAACAAAUUAUUUUUUAAUGUGCCGAAGGAUGAGAAAAUGAGGAAGAAAUGGUGUUUAGCUAUAAAAAGAGACCUGAAGAAAAGUCCAGUUAGUGUUAAAUCUACUUUGCACAUCUGUGAGGAUCAUUUUAACUUGAUACAAGAUAUGGAAAAUUUUAUGCAGUAUCAAUUAAUGGGCAGGAAAGUAAAAAAUUUGAGAUUGAAGGCAGGGGUGAUUCCACAUAUAUUUAUGUGCCAAAAAACAAAAGAGGAACCUAAAGAAAGACAUCUUCCUGAAAAAAGAAGACGUCUUGAACUUAUAAUGGAAGCAGAAAUCGAAGCCACCACACCAUCUGCGUCUGCUAAAAAUAAUGGCGAUAAAAUGGAGGAAGCUUUUGGUGAAGAACCCACUAUGGGACAAGUUUCAGCGGAUAUUGUUGAAUCGGCGACUCUGACCGUGGACAAGGCCAUACAAGUGAACCUGCGACCAAAAUUUCAAAACAAGGCAACUAACGUGCAGCAAAUAUGUACUUCAAUUGGUUUAUCACCAAUAAAAGUACCAGUUGUGUCAGUUGGAACGUCUCUUUUAAACCCUACAAUAUAGUGAAAUCACUAUCUUUUAUAGAGAAUACAGUUUCUUCUGCAAGUUCAAACAGACAGAGAAAGUGACUAUAAUUUAAGUCAAACUAGUUCUUCAAGUUCAACUCAAAUGUCAUGUGCAUUGAUAACUAUAUUACACUGCA
Anoplophora glabripennis (Asian longhorned beetle) is the source of this 938-nucleotide messenger RNA. RefSeq lists its product as uncharacterized. The transcript has 2 exons. Gene Ontology annotation, molecular function: sequence-specific DNA binding. The coding region runs from base 104 to 799 and encodes 231 amino acids. The record is from RefSeq and is a predicted model, not a curated record. NCBI's taxonomy places the organism in Eukaryota, Metazoa, Arthropoda, Insecta, Coleoptera, Cerambycidae.